UAUUUUCGAUUCAUAAGAGAUUAUUUCAAAAUGACAUUAGGAACUCCAGGUGAUACACCCCCAGAGCAAGUACAUUCCAAAAGUAUAAUAGUAAUCCAUCCUGGAUCACUCAAUCUUCGUAUUGGCAGAGCAUCAGAUUUGAAUCCCUUAACAAUCCUACAUGCAAUAGCAAGACGAAGAUUACCAUACGGCCAAAGUUAUAUGGACACCUUUUUACCAGAACGCAUAGAUCUUAGUCAACCUCAAGAGUAUGAAGAAGCUAGAUUGUCUGUAUCACAUACUCUACAGUCUUGUUUGCAAUCAGAUGGGCGUAGAAGAUAUGCCACUCCUCCACAGCAAAUUGCUGCUUAUAAUCGUAGAUCUCAACCUGAGUUGUUGAAUAAUAAUGGGGGAGAAUGGAUAAAACCAGAAGGUGAUGUAGUAAUAGGCAAUGAUAUUUUGCGUUUGGACCCUAGUGAAGACUUCAAUGUCCAUUUUCCUUACCAGCGAGGAGACUUCAACAUUCAUAGUGGUCCUGGUGGCUCCAUGACUUCAGUAAUUGCUGAUCUUGAAACCAUUUGGACAUCUGUAUUGGAAACUAAUUUUCAAAUCAGUCAAAAAGACUUGAAGAGUUAUAAAGCAGUAUUGGUUAUACCAGAUGUAUAUAAUAGAACUUAUUUGAGAGAGUUGAUGUAUUUACUUUUGUGUAAAAUGGGAUUUGGUAGUUGUUUUCUAGUGCAGGAUCAUGUGGCUGCAACUUUUGGGUCAGGAUUAAGUUAUGCUUGUGUCAUUGAUGUUGGAGAUCAAAAGACUUCUGUUUCUUGUGUUGAAGAUGGCAUUUGUCAUACAAAUACCAGAGUCAGGCUAGAUUAUGGUGGUGGAGAUAUCACUCAAAUAUUUUAUUGGCUUCUCCAAAAAUGUGCAUUUCCAUAUAAGGAAUGUAGUGAUAACAAUAAAUUGGACACUAUGCUAUUGAGAAAGCUCAAAGAAGAGUUCUGCCAUGUUAACUUAGAUAUUUGUGGAUCUCAAGAGAAAUUUUUUGUUCUCAAACAGCCUGGAAAACCUGUUUAUCAUUAUACAAUGCAAGUUGGGGAUGAAUGUAUAGUAGCACCUUUGAGCCUCUUCAGCCCUGAAUUGUUUGGCAUAACAGGAUCAAAGUCAUUGCAUACUCAGAAAAUAUCUGCUGGUGAUCCUGAAGAUCCUCAUGACGAAUUAUAUUUGAGAGACAUCAGAAAGAAAGGGAUGACAGGUAUCAAAGAGAGUCUAGAUACAAGUUCAGCAGAUUUAUUGAAUGAUAGUUAUUUGGAUAAUCAGCAAAAUAAUCCCAAUGAAGAUGAUAUAGUUGUGGAUGCUAUGGAUCCAGUGGUUCCUACUUCUGUUAGGGAAUUCAUAACUAGUCCUGGUCAGAUAUUAGGGCUAGAUCAAGCAGUGUUACAAAGUAUUGAUAGGUGCCCUAAUGAAGAGAUCAAAAGAAAAAUGUAUGGAUGUAUUUUAGUUGUUGGUGGUGGGAUGAAAUUUUCUGGUAUAGUGACGUGGCUCCAAAACAGGAUAUCACUCCAGAUUCCCUACUUGUACAGAGCCGAACAACUCGACAUCGUCAUCAAUCCCAGAGAUAUGGACUCGGCUAUGGUAGCGUGGAAAGGAGCCUGCAUUCUGUCCUGCCUGGAAUCUGCACAUGAACUGUGGAUCCAGGCUGGUGAAUGGGAGAAAUAUGGCGUGAGAAUUUUGAGAGAACGAGCCCCGUUUACAUGGUGAAUGAAGAAAUUUCACUGUAGCCAAAUGGAUAACUCUCUGUGUAACAAUAUACCAGUACCAUCUAUAGAGGACAUUUUUCCAAGCCGAGCUGUAUUGGUCCAAGAUAUGCUUCAGCAUUGAUGGAAAUAAGCAAGCUAGACAAGAAUUGUCUUCUGAUUGAUUCAUUUACCAUGCUAACUAUAACCAUGUUUUCGCCAUUUUCUUCACAAUAAUUUUAUAUUUUAUUGUUGACAAUA
Phaedon cochleariae (mustard beetle) is the source of this 1970-nucleotide messenger RNA. The record is from the annotation of a GenBank genome assembly. Lineage: Eukaryota; Metazoa; Arthropoda; Insecta; Coleoptera; Chrysomelidae.